Messenger RNA from Xenia sp. Carnegie-2017, 1776 nucleotides. Its product is annotated as MTOR-associated protein MEAK7-like. The transcript has 6 exons. The coding region runs from base 281 to 1612 and encodes 443 amino acids. The record is from RefSeq and is a predicted model, not a curated record. Lineage: Eukaryota; Metazoa; Cnidaria; Anthozoa; Malacalcyonacea; Xeniidae.
CCACAUGCACAACAUUCACAGAGUUCAACAAUGAUGUCAUAAAAUGAAACCUAAUAUAAAUCCUAACACGGUUUUUUUAUACCCACAUGAAAAAUAUGUGAUAUGGACGAGAUUUGAACUGAGAUUAGAAUGAUACCAAUGACCCUAUAUUGAACUUUUCUUUGCAACUUUGAACGUCACAUUAUUUUCAUGUGUCACUGGGACUUUAUCUUGAUCACUGAUGAUUAAUAGUGUAAUUAGACAUAGCUGUACGCGUUGGUCACCGAAAAGCAUUUAAGAAAUGGGUACAUCGUCCAGCAGAGAUGCCGCGCUUGAACAGGCUUCGGAAAGAUUAGAAGAAGCCCAGUUGAGGAAAGUUGAACAAUUGUUUGAAAAAUUGUCCACAAGUGAUGCUCUGGACAGACAGAAAUUUAAGGAUCAUUUUUCAAACUACUUCCCGGAGAAUUUCACCGAUCGUAUUUUUAAUGGAAUGUCCAAUUUCCAAUCAGGAAAACUUGUUGAGAGUGUUGUGGUAAAGAAGCGCGACUUUAUCAUGUAUGCUUCGUGUGUUCUGAAAGGUUUCGUCAACGAAAAAGCUGAGGUCUUUCAUAAACUCUCAUUGUUAAACAAUGAACAAACUUUACGCUCAUUAAGAGAAAUGUGUAACAUAUUUCUUAAAGCAUAUAUCAAUGCAAUAAAAGAAUCAAGUUUAGGAGAUCCUUACAUGAAUGCAGGCUUCAAUGAAGAAGGAAACCUACGAUUUGUUGUCAAGUUGACAGACUCUAUUCCUCCAGAAAAACAAAAUCAGUUCACUACAGAUGAUUUGGAAUCAUGGUUACGUAAGGAAGUUUUAGUGAUGCGGAUAUUUGAAGAGGUUUUCAAAGCUUGUUUUCUUGGAGCUGAAAGUGUUUUAAAUAUCCGUAAACAUGGAAGUAUUGUCAGAUCAGACACACUUUUACCCCAUCAGUUGAAAUACAAUGGACAUCAUGAGAUCAACACCAUUAUUGACAUUCCUUCAAUGCUCAUCUUAAACCAUGCAGUUCCCCAAGAUUGUCGUCAGAACUGGCGGCUACUGUUUGCAACAUCCUGUCAUGGCAAAAGCUUUACAACAUUUCUUCAUCGCAUCGUUUAUCAAGGUGCAACAAUUUUGAUUGUAAAAGACACUGGUGGUUACAUAUUUGGAGGAUUUGCAUCCACUAGUUGGAAGGUUAAGUCAUCAUUUAAAGGUGAUGAACAUUGUUUUCUAUUUCAAUUGAAGCCAACAAUGGCGAUUUAUUUACCAACUAAUUUUAAUGAAAAUUAUAUGUACCUUAAUGUUGGGAUGAAGACAUUGCCCAAUGGUUUGGGUAUGGGAGGGCAACUUGAAUAUUUUGGCUUUUGGUUGGAUUCGGAAUUUGGACCAGGUCACAGCAUGGCUCGUCCCAAGUCAACAACUUAUGGCAAUCCACAGUUAUCAUCAUCAGAGAAAUUUGAAGUUGAAGAAAUUGAAGUAUGGGGUGUUGGAACACCUCCAGAACAAGAGGAACGCGAAAGAAGUGUUUUGGACCGGGAAACAGAUGCACAAGCUAUUUUGGAUUUGAUUGGAAAGGAAAGACAAAGUGAAGGAUUUCGAGAACCAGAAAGUGAAGAUUAAUGAAUUAGACAUCCACACAAAAAAAUGCUUUCUUUCAUAGUCUUAAAAUACUAAAUAAGUAUUUAAUUUGGUUUGAAUUUAUUUAUAAUGUAAUGUGAAUGAAGGUAGCUAUGCAUAUGGGCAUCAUUAAAGUAAUUUGUCUAAUACUCUUUCCUUCAACAUAA